Mycetomoellerius zeteki is the source of this 2511-nucleotide messenger RNA. RefSeq names its product Basic helix-loop-helix domain-containing extra-macrochaetae (gene emc). Gene Ontology annotation, cellular component: nucleus; cytoplasm. The transcript has a single exon. Gene Ontology annotation, biological process: circadian regulation of gene expression; cell differentiation; negative regulation of transcription by RNA polymerase II. Gene Ontology annotation, molecular function: transcription regulator activity; protein dimerization activity. NCBI's taxonomy places the organism in Eukaryota, Metazoa, Arthropoda, Insecta, Hymenoptera, Formicidae. The coding region runs from base 519 to 935 and encodes 138 amino acids. The record is from RefSeq and is a predicted model, not a curated record.
UGAGGGGCGGAGGCCAGUCGGCUCCGAUCUGUCAAACGAUCCGUGUAUAGUACUCCGCCGGCUGUGCGUUCAGCUCCAUUAUACGCUCGAUCGCAUCAGUUCGUCAUCAUACUUGGCGCGUAGCUGUCGCUCGAGGAUGAUGUGGCUGGUCGGUGAAACUAGUACCAGUGCGUGAUCCUGCAUGUGGUUCCACACCUGAUCGACCAACGAGAUAGAUCAGAGAAAUCACGAGACAUCGCUCCACGGAGACGCAAAGUAAACAGGACGCAAAAGGCAGUUUCAGUCCGCUCUUCGCUCUUCACGUGCAUUAACGCCUUUGGUGUUCGACGCACAGCUCUUCUCCGGCGAUCGAUAGGCACACGCGCGGUGGGUGGUGUGUAUGUGUGUGUGCGGUGACGCGCUGUCGUCGAACGAUCACCCAGCAGCGGCAGUGUGCUCGCGAGCGAGGGUCGAGAGGAAAGAGCGAACGCCGGAUCGAUCGAUUCCGGCCGUGUAAUUUUCUGAUCGUCGCUACCUGCAUGAAGGCGAUGGUGGUGAGCCCGGUGAGCGGCAGAGUGCCGCCCAACCAUCGCGGCGUGCUGCACAACGGCCUGGGGAUCGGCGGCACCAGACGCGACCUCGAGGCCGAGGAGGUGGCCGCUUACCUCACGAAGCUACGCUCUCUCGUGCCGGACAUGCCGCGUAAGCGGAAGCUGUCGAAGCUCGAAGUGAUCCAGAGGGUGAUCGAGUACAUCUGCGACCUGCAGACCGCUCUGGAGGAGACGAACGCGGCGCAUCAGGACGCGAAAACGAUGACGACGUCGACGACAACGGUGACGGAGUCGACGGUGGCGACGCAGUCGUCCUCGAGGCAACCCCUGCUGAACACCAUCACGUCGACCGCCACGACGACCACUACGACGUCCGUCGUAACCGCGACGGUCGCCGAUCGGUGACCUGUUGGUCGAACCCACUAGGGUACAGGUCGCAUCGAGGCCACCCUCCUCGUGGACUAGAUGGAUCGCUCUGCUCUUCGAAAAGGACGUCCGUCCGCUGAUCUACCCUCGAUUUGGGCAGUCACGGGAGGUAUCGAUCAUCGCCCGGAAGAGAAAACUACCCGGGAGACCACAGGUCUAAAGGGCGCACCUACAUCCGAAGACGAGAAUAUAUUUUGAUCAAAGAGACAUUUUGAUCAAAAAGAGCGAGUCCCGCGCCGGUUUUUACCCUUCUCUUCUGCGAAGGGAAAUUGUAAAUACAUUUGUACAUACGCUCAUCGCCAUUCCACACGAGAUCUCUCACGGUUAUAAGGACCCGGCACGAAUUUCCUCUACCCCUCUUCUUUCGCUCCCCUAGGAUCUCUCUCUCUUAUCAUUCCAAUUUUUUCUUUCCCAACCGACCGCGCGACACCGAUCGAAUCGGCCGCGGGACCAGCGGUCGAUUUCAUCGCGAUCUCUGGUCUUUCGAGGCCUCGAUUGACGGACUGUGGAAGCCCCAUACAGCACAGAUCAUUCCACCCGCACAACAUAAUUUUCUAAAAGAUGUCCUAAAGAUGUCCAGAGGAUGUUCGAGAGAACAUCCUGCGAACGUCCUUAGGAUAUUACUCGGAGAACCGUGUUGUAGGCAGCAAUAUUGCAACAACAUUGCAAACUUGCUUGCAAUAAGUCUGUUCGCGUUGUUUGAAAUCGCGAACCCAAAAUUUUUGCACUUAAAGGAAAUAAAUAUAUAUUCAGACGUUGAAGAGAGAAAAGGCGAAGAUGCCGAGUACAAGCCUAUUGUUGCCGCAAGUUUCUGUGCUGCAUGGGAGGCGACGCGCGUGUUUCCAACUGGCGUUCGUUCUUUGAUAAAUUACUUGUUGUGUGACUGGGAAACUGGAUCGACUCUCGAGUCUCCCGACGGCGAGAGUCCAUCCUGUUCCCAUCGUCGAUCGUAUCGUAACGCGAUAUCGCGUCGAGUGCGGCAACACGCGCACGCGUUCGAAUACACUGAUUGUGAGCAAAACGUUCAUUACACUCGAGUCAAUUACAUAGCCGCCCCGCCCAGCUAGUCUCGUCGAUCGAUCGCCUUUUCUUGCCGGAGGUCCUUCCUUCCUGGAGAACGCGCCUCGUCGCCGAGUCGCGCGCGCGAGGAGAAAACAGAAGUUUUCUAUCCCUCGUAAAGUCGAUGAUCGACGAAUUUUGGAUGUCGGAGACGAGAGCGAGAUGACGAUCGAUCGGGGGAUUGGCUACAAUUUCGCGGCGAGCAUGCGAAAUCGAACUCGACGAGGCGAUUCGAAUUUCGACGAAGGUCUCGGUUUUUAUUUUCUCAUCAAAGUUUUCGUGCUCUAUCGCUGCUAUUGAUUACUGUAUAGUUAUCUCACUGUCGUUGUUAUAGCCUCUUAUAUUAUAAUUUAGAAAGUGCUGAAAUUCCCCGCCCCCCUCAACCCGCGUAAAUAUUGUAUAUUUGCAAAGACUGAAAGGCUGUAAGUACAUCAUUGCGCGGGCGUACUGCACUCGUACACACGAAAAAAUAAAUGCAAACUGUGUCUAUACGUUA